This is a messenger RNA of Cheilinus undulatus (humphead wrasse), 2895 nucleotides long. It is a transcript of the gene ptdss1b, whose product is annotated as phosphatidylserine synthase 1b. The transcript has 13 exons. NCBI's taxonomy places the organism in Eukaryota, Metazoa, Chordata, Actinopteri, Labriformes, Labridae. Gene Ontology annotation, molecular function: L-serine-phosphatidylethanolamine phosphatidyltransferase activity. Bases 67 to 1503 code for a protein of 478 amino acids. Gene Ontology annotation, biological process: phosphatidylserine biosynthetic process. The record is from RefSeq and is a predicted model, not a curated record.
CUUCGCAUCACAUCUUCUGUUUCUGCGUUUACAACUUCUAAUUCUUUAAAUUUGAGCGGUAAAAAAAUGAAGAGAGCGGUCCAAAACAGCGAAAAGGCAGCCCAGGUGACGCCGAGGACACAUUGGGAGGAAGAUGUGAACUAUAAUCUACAUUUCCGAAUGAUAAACGAGCAACAAGUGGAGGAUAUCUGCAUUGAUUUCUUCUAUAAGCCUCACACCAUCUCACUUCUGACAGUGACUGUGCUCAGCCUUAUGUACUUUGUGUUUACCAGGAACGAUGAAAACUCUGACAACAACCUCCGAGUUGGUCUGUUGGUGGUUCUCUCCUUCUUCUUAGUCAUCAGUGUCCUGGCCUUUCCCAAUGGACCAUUUACCAGGCCUCACCCUGCGGUAUGGAGAAUGGUGUUUGGUCUUAGCGUUAUGUACUUCCUGUUUCUUGUCUUCCUCAUCUUUCUCAACUGGGACCAAGUAAAGUUGCUUAUGUACUGGAUGGACCCAAAUCUGCGCUAUGCCACACGAGAAGCAGAUAUCAUGGAAUACGCUGUAAACUGUUCAUCAAUUACAUGGGAGCGGAUCAUGAGCCACUUUGACAUCUUUGCGUUCGGCCACUUUGCAGGCUGGGCCAUGAAGGCUCUGCUCAUCCGCAGCUAUGGCCUCUGUUGGACCAUCAGCAUUACCUGGGAGCUCACUGAGUUGUUCUUCAUGCACCUGCUGCCAAAUUUUGCAGAGUGCUGGUGGGAUCAAGUGAUACUGGACAUACUGUUGUGUAAUGGAGGAGGCAUCUGGCUUGGCAUGACUGCUUGCCGCUUUUUAGAGAUGAGGACGUACCGUUGGGCCAGCAUCAAGGAAAUUCACUCCACCACAGGGAAGAUAAAGCGGGCUGUGCUCCAGUUCACCCCGGCAAGUUGGACCUUUGUGCGCUGGUUUGAUCCAAAAUCAUCGUUCCAGAGAUUAGCAGGCAUCUAUCUGUUUAUGAUCCUUUGGCAGCUGACAGAGUUGAACACGUUCUUCCUGAAGCAUAUCUUCGUCUUCCAGGCAUCUCACCCUCUCAGCUGGUGUCGUAUCCUGCUUGUCGGAGUCAUCACAGCGCCCACUGUACGACAAUAUUAUGCGUACCUGACAGACACUCAGUGUAAACGUGUUGGCACACAAUGCUGGGUGUUUGGGGCCAUUGCCUUCCUCGAGGCUCUUGCCUGUGUGAAAUUUGGUCAUGACUUGUUUUCCAAGACGCAGAUUCGCUCUGUGCUCCUGUGGCUGCUCUGUCUGGCACUUAUCACACUUCUGUGUUUAUAUGGGAUGGUGUGGUAUGAGCAAAAUAAAAUGAAGAGUAUGUCUCUUCAAAGUGAGAACUGUGAUGACAGCAGGGUCGUGGACUCAUAUGGGUUUGUCUCAGAUGGCUUUGCAGCUCAGAGGGAAUCAGGGAAAAGUUUACAGCCCACAAAACGGAGGAGAGGUGCCGGGAAGAACAGAUUCAUAAACGGCCAUGAUGGGAAGACACAGUAAACAACUGACACUGAGAAUUUACAACCUCCAUGGAAGACUAUGCAAGUUAAUUAUUACUGAAAAAAAUGUUUUUAGUUGCAUCAAGGUGAAAGACGGACUCCUUAACAAAACCACAACAAAAAUGUCAGUCAGCAUCCUUGAUGUAUUAUCUAUAAUUAUUGAGACCUGAGCGAGUUUGCAUGUUCUCCCUCUGCAUGUGUGGGUUCUCUCUGGGUACUCUCGGACCAAAGAAAUGCUCUAAGGUUAAUAAGUGACUCUAAAUUGCCCGUAGGUGUCAGUGUGAGAAUGCCUGGUUGUUUGUCUCUCCCAGUGACAGCUGAGAUAGGCUCCAGCCCGCUGCAGCCAUGAAAGGGAUAAGUGGUGUAAAAUAUGGAUGGAUGAAGUCCUGAGCUCAUCAGAAACAUGAGCUAAUGCUUCAUAGGGGACACUGGGAUGUUUAUUCUUCAUGACACUGUUCUAAAGCACACAAUAUGUCUUGUAUUUAUUGUCAAAGAUAUUUUAAAACACACAAAUACUUUAUAAGCAAAUAUUGUGCACUGGGUUUUCAAAGAGAUGGUGACCUUCUUUGCACUAUAAAAUUUGCAUUCUAGCCUUUUUGCACUAAACUGUUUAAAUUGUUUUCUUUGAAUAGCUGCUUUAUACUAAAGAUAAUGCCCCUAACAACUAAACUAAGGGUUAGGUUUAUUUUUGAAUGGCAUUUUUAAGUUGUUUGUUGUGAUGCAUCUUUUUACACAUUAUUAUUGCUAAAAAUAACCUGAUUUUGAACCUGUCUGUAUUAAGAUGUGCUUUACUUUCCAAUCCAGUUGGCGCCUCUGAAAGAUGAUUUUGCCUACUUCAGUUAAAAGAGGCCACCAUAUGUAGCUAUGCACAUGUUAUUCUAACUUUAAUUACUUUAAUGUCAUUAUUAUAGCUCUACAGUAUGUUUCUAUAUUAGCUGUGAUUGGUGGUGUUUGUUGUUAGAGAGCAAAGUCAGUAGUGUCACAGGUGUCCUGGUAGAAAUACUGUGACAUUAGAUGUGAUUGCACUGUGGUGACUUUCAUAAGCAGAUGAUAAUCACUUUGAUCCAAAUGAAUUAGAUGUGAUUAAAUGUUAUUGUCAGGUCAGUAUAAGCUAUUUUACUACUGUAUGUGUAAAAAUGUUUUGGAGUUUUCCAUUUAAUUGACCAAUGUUAAUUAAUUAACUCUUGCCAUUGAAUUUGAACUGAUGUUUUUUGAAUGAAACUUUUUGUAGCUAUAGCGUAUCUUAUUGACUUCCCAGUUUUGCUCCUCUUUGAAGCUAGGUUUCAUACAAAAGUGUAUUUAUUAUAAAGUAUUUUGUUUUUGCAACUAUUUGUAACUAUAUUUUGUAACUUCUAUAAUUUACUUGGUACUGAUUUGAGAUUUUGAAUGUUUU